GUCAACGUUUACGAGUAGUUCAAACCCGUCGACGUCUACUGCGCUAGUUCCUUUUGGAGCUUCCAGUGGGGCAGUGCUGCCUUUUGUGGCUUCCACUGAGAUCGCGCCAAUCUGGGACUACGGACAGUCGCCCAACCUCACCAAGGCAAUCGUGUCAAACUUGCCUGAUUACUGGGCGAAGUGGGACGGAUGGCCCGAUCAAUGGGGCCCCGUGGGGCACGAAGUCUAUGUGAGGAUUGGAAAGUCCCAUACGCCUUAUGGUGUAGGCAAGCAGCUUUGGUUACGGCUCAUGGUAAUUCAUUUCUACGGCUUUUCUCGGUCUUUUUUCUCAUAAAGAUCUCCUUCAUGAGAGGACGAGCUGAGAAAGUGAUAUCAUGUGAGCGCUAAUGUGGGACUUGUAUCAGCGUGGGGAGCACCCAAUCCUACCGUCGGGCGCUGCGGAGAUGUUCAAGAUCAUACAACAAAACCCAGCCUGGUGGACGGAGGCUGAGGGUUACAAGAAAGACGCGAAUCUGCACGCUGUCGCAAUGGUA
Amoebophrya sp. A25 is the source of this 533-nucleotide messenger RNA. The record is from the annotation of a GenBank genome assembly. Lineage: Eukaryota; Dinophyceae; Syndiniales; Amoebophryaceae.